Molecule: messenger RNA, 309 nt
Organism: Danaus chrysippus (African queen)
Lineage: Eukaryota; Metazoa; Arthropoda; Insecta; Lepidoptera; Nymphalidae
Source: the annotation of a GenBank genome assembly
AUGAAGGCAGUCCUAGUGAUCUUCUUAUUUGGAGCAGCUAUUCAGCUCGCAAGCUGUCAAUGUUUGCGUUCAUUGCCAGUAUCUCCGUACGUGGAUUCCAGUGUUGCCACAUCACUAGCUGACACCCUCUCCCUGUUGACUGUCAGUAGCCUGUUAUCAGAGAAGCUGCCUCUAGGAUACCCGAUGGUAGCACCCGUUGCACCCUUACCAGCUAUCGCACCCAUUGCACCCAUCGCACCCGUGGUUGGAAACCUUGGCUGUGGCUGCGACCCAAUUUACAGCUACCCGUAUAACUCAUACUUGAUUUAA